This is a messenger RNA of Plasmopara halstedii, 1422 nucleotides long. RefSeq lists its product as uncharacterized. The coding region runs from base 1 to 1422 and encodes 473 amino acids. The transcript is spliced from 6 exons. Lineage: Eukaryota; Oomycota; Peronosporomycetes; Peronosporales; Peronosporaceae. The record is from RefSeq and is a predicted model, not a curated record.
AUGGAGAUGGAGGAACUCAAGCAGAAGAGAUGGACUAACGACAAGGAGGCUGUACGAGCAAUCAAAGAUGUCACACUAGCACAAGGGAAGUCACGAUUUCGAUCCAAGAAUCAACCAGGAGACUGGCAUGUGACGGGAGGCAACCUCGAUCACCAAAACUGUGUCAGUGUGGCUAAGCCAUCACGAAUCCAGUUAGUCAACAAUCCUGUGCGCUCUCGUCGCACAGCUUCAACACCAAAAGAAGAUAACAGCGUCACAGCACGUGAUGUAUCGCGCCAAGGACUGUGUGAUGGCAGAGCUUCACGAUGGAGACCGCUGAACAUUCGCCUCUUGCCCAGUCUGUUGGCAGAAUUUCAGCAUCUGAAUACUGGAGUGUUGACGGAGGUUCAGUGUGACGAACGCGGGCGAUUCAGACGUGCGAUUGUUUUGCAUAGUCCCUCAUGGUUCACCAAUGGCCCUGGUGUUUACGGAGUGGAUGCAGCGCAUAUUAAACACCGCAAGUACAAAGGUGUUCAGAUCGUGAUGGUCGGUCGCGAUGGUAAUCUUACCGACAAGAUUGUUGCUGUGGCACUAGCUCCAGUCAAAAACUAUGACAGCUACCUGUGGUUCUUCAGUAAAAUACUACAUCAUGGCUUUCCGCUGACUGAAUGCCCAGUCUUUAGCGAUCGCAACGUCAGUCUGGUUUCGGUCGCGGAAUCACUCGGGAUCUUCAUCAUGUUUUGCGUUCGUCACAUCAUCGGAAAUAUGAGAACUGAUAAGACAGUCAGACUAACCGUGACUCAAGAGCAAUUGUGCCAUACUUGCAAGCAAGUGGACACUUCAACCCAAGUCAACACUACACCCUUGUAUGGCUGGCGGACGACGAACUUCGUGGAAAGCAAACAAGCGAUGAGUCUUCGCCUUAAGCCACGGAAAAUGCAACCAUACAAGAUUUUCAAGUCAUAUCUGACAAUUUUCAUGGGUGAGGCGUACAACCGGGUCCGACUAGGUCAGUUGUGGGUGAAUGCGGAGCGUAAGCUGACGCCGCGUGCAGAACAUGACGUUGCAUUCACUGCCAGAAUCAGUAACCCGAUGAAGCAGCGUCGCGUUGAGAUGAAAAAUCGACGUGUUCAUGCGUGUCGCCAUCUAAUUGCGACUCUUCUCGAGUGCAACAUGGCCCAGUCGGCGUAUGAGUUGAUGGGUGAAUGCUACAGGGUGGCCUUGUACCAAGAAAAUCUCGGGAAAGUAGAGAUCCCUCAGGAUGAUUUGCUUACAGCCGACCUUAGUAUCUCCCCAGCCGCGUAUGUUCGACAAGCAGGUCGUCCAAGGAAACGACGCAUCAGAUCCUAUGAUGAGGUUGGCGGAAAGGCGAGGAAGCCAUACAAGUGCACCAUUUCUGGGGUGCUCGACCACAACAGGGCAACAUGCCGAUUAGCAGCUUAG